Messenger RNA from Anoplopoma fimbria (sablefish), 8263 nucleotides. RefSeq names its product SET binding factor 1 (gene sbf1). The coding region runs from base 123 to 5891 and encodes 1922 amino acids. The record is from RefSeq and is a predicted model, not a curated record. NCBI's taxonomy places the organism in Eukaryota, Metazoa, Chordata, Actinopteri, Perciformes, Anoplopomatidae. The transcript has 42 exons.
UGGAAGGAAGGAUGCUACUGUCGCCCGUGAUGUGUCUACUGCCGGUAGGACGUAAAUGGACCACUGACGGCAAAAAGCAAAAAGGAUUUAUCGUGAAAGGCUCGUCGCCGUGAGCUCCCAAGAUGGCCAGGCUCGCAGACUACUAUUUAGUGGUCGGCUACGACCUCGACAAGCGAGUGGAGGGUGAAGGCCAAGGCCGCAUUCUCCAACGGUUUCCUGAGAAAGACUGGGAGGACAGCCCGUUCCCACAAGGCAUAGAGCUGUUCUGUCAGCCCAGCGGUUGGCAGCUGGUUCCCGAGCGGCAGCCUGCCUCCUUCUUUGUAGCUGUUUUGACUGACAUCAACUCUGAGCGCCACUACUGUGCCUGCUUCACCUUCUGGGAGGGCCUGGACAACCCAAAGCUGCAGAAGGCUGAGGCCAGCGAGGUGGAUGAGGCGGAUGAGGAGCUCGCCGUCGUCCAACCAGCUCAGGUCUUCGCCCCCAAGAGCCUGGUGCUGGUGUCCCGAAUGGACUACACAGAGGUGUUCAGGAACUGUUUGGGUCUGAUCUACACCGUCCAUGUAGAUGGCCUUACUGUCCCCAUGGAAACGGUGGUUGGAAAUCUCCUCACUUGCAUCAUCCCUAUCGCUGGAGGCUCCCAGCCGGGCCAGGAGGAGAGAGAGGAGAUAGAGGAGAGUUUGAGGACCAUAACGUUAGGUGCUGGCGACCGGCAAGUCAUCCAGACUCCAAUCGAUGAUGCGCUUCCUGUCAGUGGCAGCACCGUGGCCCAGCUCUUCAGACAGCUUGGUAUAGUCAACGUGUUGUAUCUGUUCUGUGCCGCCCUGACGGAACACAAGAUCCUGUUCCUGUCCAGCAGCUACCAGAGACUAACAGAUGCCUGUCGGGGAUUGCUGGCCAUCAUGUUCCCCCUCAAAUACAGCUUCACCUACGUUCCCAUCCUGCCGGGGAAACUGCUGGAGGUCCUGAGCACCCCUACCCCCUUCAUCAUCGGAGUCAAUUCAUUCUUUCGCUCGGAGACACAAGAGCUGUUGGAUGUGAUCAUCGCCGACCUGGACGGCGGCACAGUGACCAUCCCCGAGUGUGUCCACAUCUCCCUGCUGCCCGAGCCUCUCCUCCAGCAGACCCAGACUGCGCUCUCCAUGGUUUUGGAUCCAGAGCUGGAAAUUGCUGAUCAUGCCUUUCCCCCACUCUCCACGCAACCCUCCGCACUCAAGAUCCAGGACAAGGAGAUCCGUGGAGUCUUCCUGUGGCUGUUCGCUCGGCUCUUCCAGGGCUAUCGCUGGUGUUUACACAUCAUCCGCAUUCACCCAGAACCGGUGAUCCGCUUCCAUAAGGCUGCCUUUCUGGGUCAGAGGUCGCUGACAGAGGACGACUUCCUCAUGAAGGUGUUGGACGGCAUGGCGUUCGCAGGCUUCGUGUCGGAGCGAGGGCCUCCUUACAGAGCCACCGACCUGUUUGACGACCUGGUGGCCAAUCACGUUGAGCGGAUACGACAAGAGGAGGCCUGUCCGCACAAAGUCAUGAACCACGUCAAGGAGCUGGCUGAGCAGCUCUUCAAAAAUGAGAAUCCUUACCCUGCCGUUGCGAUGCACAAAGUCCAGCGACCGUCAGAAAACAGCCAGAACAAUGCACAGAGUCAGUCGCCGUUCCCUAUGAUGGACGAGGUCGGCGUGCAGCUCUUCAUCGACCACGCCGCCGCCAAGCUCAAGACUGCACCUCCUGUGGUCAAGGCGGAGCUUAAGGGCAUGGUACCAUCUGGGCCCCCACUGGGAGACACCGUGGACAGGAACGGCAAUGUGAUGGCCAACAGCGCCCGCAGGCUGGAGGUGGUCAGGAACUGCAUAACUUACAUCUUCGAGAACAAGAUGCUGGAAGCCAAGAAGUUAAUGCCAGCUGUGCUGCGGGCGUUGAAGGGUCGGGCAGCCAGGAUUUGUUUGACUCAGGAGCUCAAUCAACAUGUCCUGCAGAACCGAGCUGUGCUGGAUGACCAGCAGUUUGACUACAUUGUCCGAAUGAUGAACUGCACCUUACAAGACUGCUCACAUAUAGAUGAACACGGUAUUGCAGCUGCCCUCCUUCCACUGGUCACAGCCUUCUGCAGAAAAAUGGGCGCAGGCAUCACUCAGUUUGCCUACAGCUGCGUUCAGGAGCACAUAGUGUGGACCACCAUGCAGUUCUGGGAGGCCAUGUUCUACAGCGACGUCCAGAGCCACAUCAGAGCUUUGUACCUGGAGACGGAGGACGGGGAGCAGCAGAACAACCAUGAGCAGCAUGACGGGUCGGGCGGCGAGAGGGAAAUCAGCGCCUUGGAUCUGGCGUCGGAGCAGAGCCGGCUGUGGCCAACGCUCAGCAAGGAGAUGCAGAUGGAGCGCGUGCAGAAGGAGGAGAGCACCGUGUUCAGCCAGGCCAUCCACUACGCCAACAGGAUGAGCUACCUGCUGCUGCCGCUGGACACCAGCAAGAACCGCCUGCUGAGGACCACCGGCCUCGCAGACGUGGAGAGCGUCAGCAACAGCUACGUCACAAACAGUAUUGCCGGCAGCAUGGCGGAGAGCUACGACACGGAGAGCGGCUUCGAAGACGCCGAGAGCUCCGACGUGGCGAACUCCGUGGUGCGCUUCAUCAACCGCUUCGUCGACAAAGUGUGUAACGAGAGCGGCGUGACCAACGAGCACCUGAAGGCCCUGCACACCAUGAUACCAGACAUCGUUCAGAUGCACAUCGAGACGUUGGACGCAGUCCACAGGGAGAGCAAGAGACUGCCUCCGAUCCAAAAGCCCAAGCUGCUGAGGCCGACUCUGUUGCCCGGUGAGGAGCUGGUGAUGGACGGCAUGAGGGUCCACUUGAUCCCCGACGGCCGCGAGGAGGCCACGGGGCUGAUGGGAGGUCCGCCCCUGCUCCCUGCCGAGGGCGCCAUCUUCCUCACCACCUACCGGCUCAUCUUCAAGGGCACGCCCAACGACCCGCUAGUGGGUGAGCAGGUGGUCACUCGCUCGUUCCCCAUCGCCUCUCUGACCAAGGAGAAGAGGAUCUCAGUCACUUUACCCAUGGACCAGUUUGUCCAGGAGGGUCUCCAGCUACGGUCCUGCACUUUCCAGCUCAUGAAGAUCGCGUUCGACGAGGAGGUGGCGUCAGACCUGGCCGAGGUUUUCAGGAAGCACAUGCACAAGCUGCGCUAUCCUCAGCACGUCCAGGGCACCUUCGCCUUCACCGUGGGUCAGUGCGGGAAGAUGGUGGUGGAGCACAAGACCAAGGACAAGAACCAGUCGCUCAAGACUCUUUCCAAAAACCUGGUGAAGAGUGCAAAGAGGACUAUCGGCCGGCAGUAUGUGACCAGGAAGAAGUAUUCUCCCCCCACCUGGGAGAACCGGAGCAGCUUCCAGUCGGAGCUAGACGAGGAUGAAAUCUCAGUUUCAGAGGAAGUGGACCAGAGCUCCCUCACCCUCUCCUCCACCAUCCGAUCAUCCGACAGGCAGACCAUGAGCAACGUUGUGGAGCGCGCCUGUUGCCGUGACUACCAGCGCCUGGGCUUGGGCACGCUCAGUAACAGCCUGACGCGCUCGAAAAACGAGCCGUUCCGGAUUUCGACCGUCAACCGCAUGUACACCGUCUGCAGGAGCUACCCAGGCCUGCUAAUUGUGCCUCAGAGCAUCCCAGACACGACCCUCCAGAGGAUCUGCCGCUGCUACCGGCAGAACCGCUUCCCCGUGGUUUGCUGGAGGAAUCCGAGAACCAAGGCCGUCCUGCUGCGAUCUGCAGGCCUCCACGCGAAGGGGGUGGUGGGCUUCUUCAAGUCCCCUAACGCCCCUGCUUCAGGGCCCUCGCAGGCCGAUUCCACCAGUCUGGAGCAGGAGAAAUACCUGCAGGCCAUCAUCAGCUCCAUGCCUUCUUACAGCGAGAGCAGCGGCAGGAACACACUCAGCGGCUUCACCUCCACUCACAUGAGCACCUCAGACUCCUCAGACAAGCUGAGGCAGCCCAAGAUCGGCGCUCUGAUGAAGCAGGUGAUGGGCACCAAGGAGGACGUCCCCGGAACCUUCAGCAGAGGAGCUCUGGGUCAAAGGGCGAAAGUCAUCUCCCUCUCUCAGCCCAAAGUGUCUGGCAAGGCCAAGAACCCUCCUAGAGGUAAAUGGGGCAGCAUCCGGGGCAGCGGGCGCCUGAGUGCCUACAACCCAGACGUGGGGACACGUCUGGCACAGAAGGAGUCUCCACAGCCGAACGGAGGGCCGAGCGAGGCGCUGUUCCUCCGCCAGCAGAGGGCCUACCUCUACAUCAUCGGAGACAAGGCCCAGCUCAAGGGCGGGAAGCAGGACUCGUUCCAGCAGUGGGAGGUGGUUCCCAUUGAGGUGUGCGACGUGCGGCAGGUGAAGAAUAGCUUCAAGAAGCUGAUGAAGGCCUGCGUGCCGAGCUCCUCCAUCUCUGACCCCAGCAUGAGCUUCCUGCGCUGCCUGGAGGACUCCGAGUGGAUGUCUCUGCUACACAGGGUGCUGCAGGUGUCCGUGCUGGUGGUGGAGCUCCUGGAUACGGGCUCGUCGGUCAUGGUCAGCCUGGAGGACGGGUGGGACGUCACCACGCAGGUGGUGUCUCUUGUGCAGCUGCUGUCCGACCCGUACUACCGAACGUUCGAUGGCUUCCGGCUGCUCGUGGAGAAGGAGUGGUUGUCGUUUGGACACCGGUUUAGCCACCGCGGGGCACAGACGCUGGGCAGCCAGAGCAGCGGCUUCACCCCCGUCUUCCUCCAGUUCCUGGACUGCGUACACCAGAUCCACCUGCAGUUCCCCAUGGAGUUUGAGUUCAGUCAGUACUACCUGAAGUUCUUGGCCUACCACUACGUGUCCAACCGCUUCCGUACCUUCCUGCUCGACUCCGACUACGAACGCAUCGAGCUGGGAGUGCUGUACGAGGAGAAAGGAGAGAGGAAGAGCCCUCAGGUGUGCAAGUCUGUGUGGGACUACAUCGACCGACUCAACAAGAAAACACCCGUCUUCUACAACUACAUGUUCUCUCCAGAAGACGAGGAGGUUCUGCGGCCGUACACCUUCACCUCCAACCUGAAGGUGUGGGACUUCUACAUGGAGGAGACUCUGUCAGAGGGGCCGUCCUACGACUGGGAGCUCAGGGGCCGGCAGGAGCGUGUGGCGGAGGAGACGCCCGAGAAACCCGACGGCGGCGGCCCCAAAUCGCAGCGCCACAUCGUGUGGCCAUGCUACGACAGCCUGAGCAAGGUGGUGCCCGACGCCAUCACCAAGCUGCUGCAGGACCUGCAGAGUCUGGAGGCAGAGCUCGGACAGACGUCAGAGAAGUGGAAGGACAGGUGGGAUAAAAUGAAGACGGCACAGAGAACCGAGACCAAACUGGAAAGCAAGCCGUCAUUCUCCAGCUCUCUGCUGAUGUCGUCCAACCUGAGCCACCAGCGGCGCUCUCAGGGCGUCUACCUGCAGGAGAGCGGCGUGGGAUCCUCCAUCAACCUGGCCCUGGACUGCGAGGCCAGCGCAACCUCCACCCCAGUCGCCGGCCGGCCGAGCACCAGCACGCUCUACAGCCAGUUCCAGAGCACGGAGAGCGAGAACAGGAGUUUUGAAGGCAUCCUGUUUAAGAAAGGGGCGUUGUUGAAACCAUGGAAACCACGGUGGUUCGUGCUGGACAAGACCAAGCAUCAGCUGAGAUACUACGAGAGCAGGCAGGACAAGGAGUGUAAAGGGGUGAUCGAGCUGGCAGACGUGGAGUCGGUCAUUCCAGGAACGCCCACCAUGGGAGCGCCGAAAAACAUCGAGGAGAAAGCCUUCUUCGAUCUCAAGACGACCAAACGAGUGUACAACUUCUGCGCCCAGGACAGCACGAACGCGCAGCUGUGGAUGGACAGCGUCCAGAACUGCCUGUCAGACGCCUAGAGGAGGCGGGACUCUUUAAAAAGAAAGACAGGAGCGAUGCAACCAGGAACUAAUGAGCGGCGCCCGACGGGACCGGACCAACGGGACGGGGAGGGGAGGGGCCUUUCACCACUUAAGCUCCGUUCUGUUCAUUUGAGUCGAACUAAUAACCUUUGCGUCACCACGUUUCAGUGUUUUUGUUAUAUAUAAAAGAUACCAGAAAAAAGUACAAAAAAAAGAACAAUGUCCGUGAAGAACCAGUCGUCUCACCAAGUCGCUGCAGCCCCCCCCCCCCGACAGUCUGACCACUACGUGCGCGUGCACGAACAGACUUUAAUGGAGCACGUCGCAACUCUGACGCGUCCUGCGGCUUGGACCGGCGUCAAUAUUUUUCCAGAACCUCCACCUUGUAACCCGCUCUCCCUCCUAUUAAAACCCGCCCUUCUGUAGGACUAUCCGGGGGAGGAAUGACAGAGGAGCUGCGGUCGGGUCCACGACACAGGGAGCCCCGCCCGGCUGGACCCAACACAACCCCGAGGACCACACGUGCCGACGGCUCGCCUCUCUUUGCCUCUCACUGCCUGAGGGAGCCCGUUUAAAGUAUGUCCACAAGGACGCUGCAGCUGCGAGGGGGAGGGGGGGAGGCUCCUAAAUUGUUCAUGAAGGAUUUCUUUUUUUUUUUUUCCUCCUCAAAAAUCUUACAUUUGUACCAGAGAGAGAUAAACGCUCAGGCAAUGACGUUACAUACAAACAAACAUACAAAUAAAUAUAUUUACUGUGAAAGCCAUGAAUCAGUCGCAGAGAUCAAACCAGGAGAGUCUGUCAGGUAUGAGCGUGUCGGUGAAACUGUUCCUGAGAGUGUUUACAACGUAGACCCCCCCCCACUAAAACAAACCCUGCUUUCGCCCGCGUGUUUUUAAAUCAGUUACGACCACUAUUAACGCUCAGACAUUUUUUUAAGGGAUGCUGUAGGAAAAAGGAGGGAUGCGCUAUCUAUAAAAACAAAUACACAAUCUAUGGAAGGAGAUCAGGAUGGAGGGAUAUUAAGUGGAGGGAUACUAAUGGGAGGAGUGAUAUGACGGGACGCCAUAGUGCUCAACGUGUUUGUUAAAGGACUGUUCAGGAUUUUUUUUCAACCUAGGUCUUAGUUUCAUGAUGGGGCAGUCUAAAUAUGCAUUUUGUUUGCUGGAGUUACAUGUUCUGAACAACGGAGUAAUAUACUGGACAUCACAAAUCUAUACUAACUUUUGUCUGGACUCUUAUACGAUGUAAUUCAAAUACAUCUGGAAAACCACGUGUCUCCAAAACAUCAACCUUUCAUGAGCUUAGAAAAAAAUGAUAAUUUCAGCUUUGUGUCAAUGCACACAAUGUUUUCUUUAGCUUUAAUCUGUUAGACUUUUCAUCUAACUAUGGAAAUAAGACUCAGGUUGAAAAAAAUGUGUAAUUUUCCUUUAAGGAUGCUGGGAAAUGGAAAGUCAUACACAUAGAAGCUUCCAUCACAUGGCCUCAUGCUUAAGUGUCUCAGAUAUGAACGUGAAAGCUCAGAAUCACUGCUCCGGUUUCAGACACCACUGUCCCCUCCAGCUGCAGCUUGUACAUGGACGGGUCUGCGUCUGUCAGAGAGCUGCAGAGACACAGUACGUUUAUCUGGAAGGUUUCAAACAUCAAGUCACUUUUUUUAUUUUUUAUGUCAGUGGUUUUGUCAGACUGCCCCCUCCCUCCUGUUCUCCACCCACACACACCACUCUGCCCCACACUUGUUAACACAAAUCCUGCUAUGUAAAAUAAGGUUCUACUGCUGUCUUUUGUUGAACUUCAAAUUUGAAAUUGUAGAUUUUUUUUGUGUCUAAUAACUCCUUUGUAUAUACUACUCCAGAUUUGUAUGUAACGUUUAUGGUAGUAAUUUAUUUAACUUGUCUCCUCAGUAAGAAAGUUCCUCAAGCACCACUUUAUUUUUAAAAUUAGGAAUUCAAUGUGCCAUUUGUUUAUUUCUGUAUUGUGACUAAUGCUUUUUUUUCUUUUUUUAAAUGUACAAGUAAACCCUUGAUGUUUUUUUUUAUUUUUUUUAAACACAGUUGUCCUUACGCAAUAACCAGAGAUAGGUCUGCAUCCGUUAAUGCAAGAGUGGAGGCCUCUGGGCUGCUUAGAUCUGACGCUGUUGCUCACCCACAGUGAUGGGAUGUUCUGGAUGUAGGUUGCAGUCACAAUAGAUGUGGACAGAGGAAGCUCUUCUGGUUCUGCCAACCGGGCUGCUGAUAGCUUAAUAGACCUCCUUUAUGUUCAAUAAAUAGUCCGUGACAAGAUGAGACAUUGUGAUAAGUCAGUCUCCAUCAUUAAAUGAAAAGCAUCAGAAAGUUCAUCUAAAGAAAAAGGAGUAGCAAAAAUAGGGCCAA